UGAAUCAAAAUGAAAUUCUGAUUCCACAGAAAUGAUGAAAGCAAAAACAUUUCAAUGAAACAUUCGGCCCGCAGCAUGACUACUUUCUAAAUUACGUUUUUGUCCGCCUGAUGAUGUCAUAUCCUUUUACUAAUGUCAGGAAAGUUGCUGGACAGGAAGUUGGCCAAUGUUUAGUCAACCAGAGCAACCUGUGUUGACAGAAAUGUUGCCGGCUCCGCCCCGACGCCGGCCCUUUAAAAGGAAGAUGUCCGCUGUGCAGCAACACUGAAACGUCCUGCAGCAACUGAAGGCACCGCAUUGGAAGAUGCAUUCAGGAAGGAUGUCCUGGUUCGAAGCGGUCCUGCUGGUUCUGGUUCUGGCCGUCUGCUCCGGGCUCCCAACAGAACCGAAGGUUUCUGCAGUGCUGAAAGGAAAAGUCCAGGACGUUUAUGAAGAACUGUGGCUGAAUAACUCGGACCUGGCCCGGCAGACGCUGGCGGUUCCCUUCCUGCAGCACAUGCAGCGCGGCGGCCUGCAGGCCGACGACUACGUGGCCUUCAUGCUGCAGGACAUCCUGUACCUGCUGAACGUGACGGACAUGUUGGGGCGGAUGAGCCGCAGGACGCUUCCCGACGACCUGAAGACCUUCAUGCAGCAUCGCUACCAGAGCUACCAGAGCUUCUCCGACUACAUUCUGGACCGGUUCAAGCUCAAAGCGCCGCUGGACAUCAGACCCAUCCCGGCCAUGGAGCGGUACCUACUGGACUACAGAACCAUCAUGGACAAAGAGGAGCCCAUUUUCUUCGCCGUGAGUCUGUUGCCCUGCUCCAGGCUCUGGAUCUGGAUCGCCAGCAGCCUGGAGGAAAGCUACUGCAACGCCUACUUCGUCUGGAAGAAGGGCAACAUGCACGGCAACCCGGAGAAGCACUACAAGGUUCUGCUCAACAAGAACCUGAAGACGCCCGACCGCAUCAAACGGGCCAACCAGAUCUUCAGGCAGCAGAUGCAGAACGAGCAAAACUUCUUCGCUGCUUCGCUGGUGGAGUAGUGAAGUCUGGUACCAGAACCGGCACCGGUUCCACAAGCAGAGUGAACUCUCAACUCUAGUACCAGAACCGGUUUAUCACAGUGGAGGUCCAGAAGAUCCAGUCGGAUCACAACAACCAGCAGCUUAACUUAGGAAGAAUAUUAAAGUAGUUCCAGCUGUUAUGAAAUGAUAUUUAUCAAUCUGAAUAAAUAAAGUCUGAUUUCAUUUCUCUGAUUCCUGAAGUUUCACUCUUCAGUCUCUACGGUGGCCUGCAGGGCUCACAGGCCCACACAUCAUAAAUACAGAGAGCAGCACAUAGUGGGACUUUAACUAUACACCUGCUGCUGCAAAGACAUAACAGCCAGAGGAGCUGUCAGUUCAGCGACAAGUUGUGAAAAUAAGUCAUUAAAUUGUUUUUAAUAGUAACUAGAUAGAUAUACAUGCAUUGUGGUGGUUUCAAAGUGUAUUUAAAGCAGAGACUAGCUAAAGCUGCAGUCAACUACAACACACCCGUAUAAAACUCAUUAACCUACUAAACCGCUAAGUCAGGAUGUCACACAGCUGUUAAUAGCAAAGUGUCUGACGAUCUACGUCAUGACUCUAUGUUGCUGA
This is a messenger RNA of Xiphophorus hellerii (green swordtail), 1618 nucleotides long. RefSeq lists its product as uncharacterized. The coding region runs from base 305 to 1027 and encodes 240 amino acids. Gene Ontology annotation, cellular component: cytosol. The transcript has 4 exons. Lineage: Eukaryota; Metazoa; Chordata; Actinopteri; Cyprinodontiformes; Poeciliidae. The record is from RefSeq and is a predicted model, not a curated record.